Molecule: messenger RNA, 3960 nt
Organism: Nothobranchius furzeri (turquoise killifish)
Lineage: Eukaryota; Metazoa; Chordata; Actinopteri; Cyprinodontiformes; Nothobranchiidae
Gene: mbtd1
Product: mbt domain containing 1
Biological process (GO): negative regulation of DNA-templated transcription
Cellular component (GO): nucleus
Molecular function (GO): zinc ion binding; chromatin binding
Source: RefSeq, a predicted model, not a curated record
AACACGUGGUGUCGCGCGCGCGGGGGGGUUGUUUUGCUAUGGUCGGUGCCCUCCAUCUGUGUCGGUGGGACUGACCAAUCACGCGAAAGUAGGUUACUCUCGCGCGUGCGCAGCGGCAGCAGCGUAAUUUGUUGAUAUCCUUCAACCCAUUUGUUAUUUUUAACGACGAGGAUCCGUGUCGUGGGACUGGAAACGGCGGUGAGAGCUGAGUGGACUAGCCCUGGGCUGUAUGAGGGGCUGAUGGAAGACACACGGGACUUGGCUGAGCGAACACAACGUUCUGAGCGGAAGCGGAGAGACUCGUUUGGGAUGUUUGAUGGCUACGACAGCUGCAGCGAAGACUCCACCAGCAGCUCCAGCUCAGAGGAAAGUGAAGAUGAGGUGGUGCCCUCCAUCCCAGCCCUGCCCAUCAUCAAGAACAACGGGCAAGUCUACACCUACCCCGAUGGCAAAGCUGGAAUGGCCACCUGCGAGAUGUGUGGGAUGGUUGGAGUACGAGAUGCUUUCUACUCCAAAACUAAGCGCUUCUGCAGUGUGUCCUGCUCUCGGAGCUACUCGUCAAACUCUAAAAAGGCUAGCAUUUUGGCACGACUCCAGGGCAAGCCUCCAACAAAAAAGGCUAAAGUCCUACAGAAGCAGCCUCUCAUGGCUAAACUAGCAGCUUACGCCCAGUACCAAGCAAGUCAGCAGAACCUAGUCAAUUCCAAAGCUGUCGUCCUUGCAGAGAGCUUUGACUGGGGGAGGUACAUUAGUAGUGGCAACACCGUGGGAGCUCCGGUCAGCUGUUUCAAGCAUGCCCCCAUGGGGACAUGCUGGGGAGACAUAGAAGAAGGAGUGAGGAUUGAAGUGCCCAACUCAGACACCAACCUCUCCACCAAAGUGUACUGGAUAGCAGAGAUCAUAAAGCUAGCAGGGUUCAAGGCACUCCUGCGAUUCGAGGGCUUUGACAGCGAUGCCAGUAAAGACUUCUGGUGUAAUCUGUGUGUCCCUGAAGUUCACCCCGUGGGCUGGUGUGCUUCGAGCAACAAACCCCUGGUACCUCCUAAAAGUAUACAGCAUAAAUACUCCAACUGGAAAGCCUUUUUAGUGAAGCGUCUUACUGGAGCCAAAACACUGCCACAUGAUUUUAGCACAAAGGUCCAUGAGAACAUGCAGUUUCCAUUUAAGAAGCUGAUGCGGGUGGAGGUGGUGGACAAGAACUACUUGUGCCGGACUCGGGUGGCUCUGGUGGAGCAGGUGAUCGGAGGUCGCCUCCGACUGGUCUAUGAGGAGAACCAGGAUGGCUUGGAUGACUUCUGGUGCCACAUGUACAGCCCCCUCAUCCACAACAUAGGCUGGUCUCGAAGUAUCGGACAUCGCUUCAAGCGGUCAGACGCUACAAAGAAAUCUGAUGGUCAAGUUGAUGCUCCUGCUAAGUUCUUUCACAAGGUGAAAGACGUGGACCAGGCUGGGGACUGGUUUAAAGAUGGGAUGAAGUUAGAAGCCAUUGAUCCCCUGAACCUCUCAGCUAUUUGUGUAGCCACUGUGAAGAAGGUGCUGGCAGACGGGUUUCUCAUGAUUGGGAUUGAUGGCUCAGAGGCUGUGGAUGGGUCAGACUGGUUCUGCUACCACAGUACCUCCCCCUCCAUCUUUCCUGCUGGCUUCUGUGAAAUAAACAACAUAGAGCUCACUCCUCCCAAAGGAUACACUAAACUGCCAUUCAAAUGGUUUGACUACCUCAAAGAGUUGGGAUCAGUAGCUGCUCCUGUUAAACUGUUUAACAAGGAGGUUCCUAAUCAUGGUUUCAAGAUGGGCAUGAAGCUGGAGGCUGUGGAUCUGAUGGAGCCCCGACUGGUGUGUGUGGCCACCGUGACGAGGGUCGUGCACCGGCUACUGAGAAUCCACUUUGAUGGCUGGGAAGACGAGUAUGACCAGUGGGUGGACUGUGAGUCACCUGACCUUUACCCUGUGGGGUGGUGUCAGUUGACUGGCUAUCAGCUCCAACCACCAGCCUCACAAAGUAACAGAGACUUGUCCCAGGCUGUGCCCAAACAGAAAAAGAAGACCCCACAGUACAAAGGCCAAAAGAAAAAGAGGAAGAUUCCAGUUGGUCGACGGCCCUUCAGUCAGGCAGGCAGGAGGGGAAGCAGCUUCUCAGGAGACGAAGAGCAGAGUCCGCCCAGUUACCAGGGGUCCAGUAGGCCCCAAACGCACCUCCAUCACACCCACAAACCAGAGUUUCUCCUGCGUAUGAAGGAGGAGCCAGCCGAGGUGGACGAGUUCACCUUCUCACAGGGAACCUCCGACCAGGAGAGUAACAGCUCAGGCAGCUACUACGUCAAACAGGAACACUGAGGUCACGGCGCUGCAGGGACAUCUGCCAAGGAUCACCUGUGGUCUGGGUCCGGUCCAGAUCACAGCCACCAGUCUGGUUCCCCACCACUAGACCCGUAUCCGUGACAACGAGCCAGUUUUGAACUUUGUCUUGUUUCAGUGGAAACCAAGUUGUGUUGGAACCAGGUCUGGUUGCUAGGUCUUGAUCCUGAAUCGUCUUCUGGUCUUCGUGUCCUGUUGUCCUCAUUCCAUAAUGUAAACGAGUACCAGAGGGGUUCUAUUGGUGCUAGAGCUGGGCUCGGUCCAGAUCCACCCACAAUCUGUCCUUGUUGCUAGCAGGACUCUCGUCCACCCGAGGAACAAACCCACAACCUGCUUCUGUGGAUCGGAUUUGGAGACGGAGCCACGAGUCCUCCUGGUGACACACCGGGACCUUUAUCGGUAGAGUUGAGCGGUGAGACCCCAAGCACCGCUACCAUGCAGCCAUGUCCCUCCACUGUCCAGUGGAGACAGCUCUUCAGUGGGUGGACUAACCGGUUUGGUGUGCUGGUACUGGUUCUGGUUUCCUACUACCUCCUGAUGCUUAGACCAUUGAGUGAAACCAGAACUUAUGCAAUAACAGAUCCUUUUAUUUAGCUAAUCGAUGCAACCAGAAGUGGUUCUAACUGUGAAUAUCUACCGUGUAUAUGUCUAUAGAGCCCGCUUCAGACUCAGCGACGCGUUUGUUUCCGUUCCGCCUAAAAGAACAGCGUUUAUAAAGUCUUUAUUCAAAUUCCAGAGAGCAUCUUUAUUAUUCUAAGAGUCCUUUAGAAGACGACAGAUGAGAGACACUCGUAUUUAUCAUCGACCUGCUGUUAUUUUUCUACUCGGACCACCUGACCUGUGUAACCUGGACUAACGCUUGUCCCUGGUUCUUUAAGAGAGGAUUUAUUCUAGAAGCGUUAGAUCUGUUUAUUACUCAGCGGGUUAGUGGGACCAUUCUGAACCUACGUUCAGUGGCUCUGGGGUUGGACCUCUGGUUGGUUCCUGAGCAAUAAAGAACCUCCAGGUUCCACUUAUGGUUUUAAUUUGAAAGUAAUCGAGUACAACCCAUCUAUUUUUGAUGUUGUGUAAGCUGACCUUUAACCCCAGUGUGACCCUUGUUCUGAUCCUGUACAUAUCCAAGUGUUGUAGAACGCUGACUAAACUCUUUCCUGGCGCUGAAGGCCAGACUUGCGGUCUUCCUGGCCCUGACGAGCACACUGGACGACUUUUGUACGUGACGUUGAACCUGAUGUGAUGUCAGCCUGCACAUUAUGAAUGCACACACACACACACACACACAUGUCGGGUAUAUAUCUGGAGUUCUGCGGGUCCUAAUGUAAAAGUUUAUUUUGGAUACAAAUGGAAUCAAAUGAGUUAAUAAUUUAAACGUAUUGAUUUGAUAAUUUAAACAACGUAUUGAUUUGAACACUGGCCUUCAGGUACUGCAGCUCCAGGUGUGACGUUGGUGUUGUGGUGGACGUUGUAAAUAUCUGCAGAUGUUUGGGUCUUCGUAAUGAAUUAAUCAACAGCUCUAGUGUUUACAGACUGUUUCAGCAUGGCUCUGAUCUUUUCAUUUGGUGGCUUUUGUAUCUCUUGGUUUUACAUUAAAAUCUUUGAAUCUUU